Messenger RNA from Plasmodium knowlesi strain H, 2436 nucleotides. Its product is annotated as conserved Plasmodium protein, unknown function. The record is from RefSeq and is a predicted model, not a curated record. Bases 1 to 2436 code for a protein of 811 amino acids. The transcript is spliced from 21 exons. Lineage: Eukaryota; Apicomplexa; Aconoidasida; Haemosporida; Plasmodiidae.
AUGAAUGCAGUGAGGAAAUGCCCGUCAAGAAGUGGUUCGUCGAAAAGUAUCCUCUUUAGAAGUGUUCUAUCAGGAGGCACUCCAGAAAGGAAGAACAACCACCAUCUCAUUCACCAUGUGAGGAAAUCCCCCUUCUAUACCUCUGUGGUUGUCCACAAUUUUGAUCUGAGAGCAAAUCAGCACCUUCUCCUGAGCAAUGCCACCAUAGUGAACGAUGAAAAGGCGCUACUUAACGGGUGCCUGAAUUUCAUGAAGAACUUCGAAAGUUUUGCUGCCAUUUGUUGUGCUUGCAACGACCCCAAGAAUAAGGUGCAGUUGAAGAAAUCCAUCUGGUUCUCCAGCAUCGGCAUCGAGAUGCAAGACUUCAUUCAAUAUUGUUACGAAGGUGGUAAAGAGUUCCAAAAUGAUGAAAUCAAAAAAAUACUGGAGGAAAUUGUCAAGUCGGAGUGCCCUGUAAUACUGAGGGAUAAAAAUAGCGUCCUCAUAGAGCCGGAUGUAGCCCCCAAGAAGAUUGUCAACUCGGCCAAGAGGAUGAGAUACUUUUUCAACAUCUCGGAAGUUCAUACGUGUCGAAGCUGUCAUCAGAAGAGCAGGUGCAAGCGUUUUCUGGAGAAAUAUACAGGCGAACCUGACUUUUCCGACUUCACCAGAUUGAUGAUCGGAUUUUACCAUGUAAGCAAGGCCUACACAAGACGAAAUGAAAUGGACAGAUUGGAGCUCCGACACGUGAUAGAAAAGGUCAACUACUUCCAUUUCGCACUCCUCUACAUGUACAACUACCUCCUGAAACACAAGCACUUUAAUUAUAACACGGUGGAGGAAGGAAACAGAAGUGCCAUACUUACCUACCUGAGGGAAAGGAGACGAAACUUCCUGCUCUUAAAAAAUCAAAGGGAGCAGGAGAAAAUCAUGAACAUUCCCAAGGAGUACUCGGAUGUGAUGAUCCCAACAGAAAAGGCCAAGAUGAAGAGGAGACAGAGGAAUGUUUUCGAGAGGCUCCAGAGGUUUCGGAGACGAUCCCAACUGCCAGAGGAUGAGGAGAAGUUUAUUUGGAUGGAGGAGCAGGAAGAGGAGGAGGACACUCAAGAAAGGGCCUCCCCGGCUGAUUCCUACGACGGAUCACUCCAAAAACACUCAACAAUAAAUAACGAUCUGAAGAACGAUCUGCACAACAUCACAGAGGAUGAAAACAGUCUCGUCGAAAUAAAAGAAAACAAUGAACCCCUGGCUUCCUUUCGUUUCCACUACAUGGCAAAAAUGAACAAACAUGGAGCAGCUCAGGAGAUUUCCAAUUAUAACAAGAUGUACAAUAAGUAUUCCAGGUUACUGCAAAAGAACGUGUGCAUCAAUUUGGACGACCAUGACGUGAACGAGGAUAUAAUCAAGGCCGAAAGCCUUCUCUUCAAAAUCCCUGAGGCCAUCGGAGGAUACACCUUCAUAAACUACAUCGAGAGACAGCCCAACAAUUUUAUUCUGCCCAUCAAUGAAAACUUGUACAAGGGCAUUCAAGUGUACAAACGGGAAGAACUCAAUUUGGGAGACUUCUGGUCCAACAUUACCAACGAGGAGCUGAAAAUCAAGAGAGUUGGCUUCUACAAUCCAUUCAAUAUAAAACAGAGUUUGGAAAUAGCAAUGCAGAAGAAGGGAGCCCACCCUCGCAGAGAAACUGCGCAGGAAAAAGAUGAGGAAAUUACCGACCUAUCAGAUGACCUAUCAAGUUUUCAGGAAUACCUGGACGUGAGGAAAAAAUCAGAAGCGAAGAGGAGGAGGGGGGAGAGAAGGCGUGCGAAUUUGGAGAACUCUCCAUCUUACGCCACAGCUUCCCCUGUAGAUGAACGAAAGAGUAAGAAUUCUGAAGAAAACAACGAUGAGGAUGCCCGGUUUGCCUACUUUAAGAAACUGAGGAACGAACGAUUCAAUGUGGAUCAGUACGAAGAGGUGAAGGAGGAAUUCGACACCAUUUACAACGAGGCGUACACUGCCAAAGGAGAACGUGACCAGGCCUACCACCACACGCACCACAUAAGGAGGAGGCUAACCGACGAAGAGAAAGGCCAGAGAGGGGUAACGCCCGAGGAUAUCCAAGAGGAAAGGAGGCGUCUUAUGCAGGAAGGUCGGCGGGAGCUCAAGGAGAUGUCAUUUUACUUAUUCAAGAAUGUCAAAUUCCCAGAAUUGCCCGCGGAGUUAUCCUCAGGGGAAGGGCUUAGCUCAGGAGAGAAGAAAAGGAAGAAUCUAAACGAUGAGCUUAAGAAGUAUAUUCGUCCCCGCGCGCAGGUAGACGCGAAUACACAGAAACGGAACUCGAAUGUGCCUGAGCUCACAGAGGAAACGAUCCAGGCUCAUUGUUCGUCUUCCCAGGGAUCUCGAAGUUUGGAAAUUAUGUUGAAGAAAAAAAGGAAGAAUUUCAAAGGGGAUAGGAAUGUACAAGAACGUUAA